AUGUCAUCCACACCUCCUUCGUCAUCUGCUUCCAACAACACCAACUUACCCACUCCAUCUCCCACAACAACCACCCGAAAGAAAAUUCUUCAAAAAACUCAAACUCUUGAUGACGAUGAUCUUGUCAGUCGUGAAACCAAUUCUCUCCGUGAACGAUCCAAAGCUCAUCCCAUUUUCAAAACUGCUUCUUCCUCUCAAUCAACAACGAUUGGAUCCAAUACUACAUUGACUAAAUCCUCAGUGUCAUCAUCAUCAAAACAAAAUCUCUUUUCUCAACUCAUCACGGAACAAGAAUUUAGUAAAAAUCAUGUUUGGGUUGAAAAGAGUCAAAUUCCUCCAAACAAGUUAUCCAAAUCAUCAUUUGCAAAAUCAAAGGAUGGAGAUUCACUUUAUGUCAUUGGAAAAUUAUUGGAACGAAAUGGAAAUUUGGUAAAUGUUGAAAUUUUACCAAAUCAAAUUCCACAAGGAUUAAAGAACACAUCAAGUGGUAGUAGUAGUUCAUCAUCUUUGGUGAUUCAAUUACCAGUGAUGGAUGUCAUGUUUAUGAAUCCUCCGAGUAUGAACAAGUUACAAGAUUUGACACAAUUGACCAAUGUCAGUGAACCAUGUUUGAUUUAUUAUUUAAAAAGUCGUUUAGGAGAAGAGAGAAGAAAUUCCAACCAUAAGGAUCAGAAUCGAGGAAAUGAUGGAUUGAUUUUCACAGAUUGUGGAGGAGUUGCCAUGUUGUCUACUCUUUCAUGGAAUCAUCAUUCUUCGUCACACCAUGGUGUCACUCGUCGAGAACAUGACGAGAAUUCCUCAUCGACAAAAUUCAAGAGUGCGUAUUUAUUGAAUCAUUUAGUAACCACACAACAGAAUCAAUCCAUUGUUGUGCUAGGAGACAGUGCGAGUGGAAAGUCAACCACUUUGGUUCAAAUGUUGGAAGAUUUUGCAGAAUUGACCAAUAGUAAGAUGAUGAGUCGAGUCUUGGAUGUCAUUCGAGUGUUAGAAGCAUUUACCAAUUCUAGUACUGAGCAAAGUAAAUGUAGUAGUCGAGUGACAAGGAAUAUUCAUUUACAAUUAUUGAAUAAUGAUAAGGAAGGCCAUUCAUUUCCAAUUAAGGUGUGUGGAGCGUAUGUGGAAUGUGUGAAUUUACAAGUCACUCGUUCCCUAGUGAGAGUCAUGGAAAAAUUGGUGGAUUCAAGUUCGACCUAUGUGGAAAAGAUGAAUCCAGAUCAAUUCAUUCACAAUUUUCAUGUGUUUUAUCAAUUAAUGGCAGAUGCAACUUUAAAAGAAAAGUACAAGUUGACACAAUUACUUGAUAAGGAUCAUCAUCAGGCUGGAAAAUUAACAUUUUCAAUUAUUCAAAAUUCAAUGAAGAAUAUUGGAUUUACAGAGAAGGAAAUUGGAGAUGUCACAAAAAUUUUGUGUGCCCUUCUUCAUUUACUCAAUUGUGAUUUUAUUGAAAAUGAGAAUCGAAAGGACGAGAAUGAUCGUUUGGCGAUUCUCUCCGAUUCUUCGAAAUCUUCCUUUAAUAGAACGAUCAAAUUAUUGGGCGUCGAUGAACUAGAAUUGUUCAACACGAUUGUGAAACCAAAAGUCAGCGUCAACUCGAACUUGAUGGAAACCUUUGCAGAUGCUGUACAAGCAAAUCACAAUAAGGAUUUAAUCAUUAUGACUCUCUAUGAAGGAUUGGUACAAUGGAUUGUGUCACGCAUGAAUGAAAUUUUGAAAUCUCCUGAGAACAAAGAAGAACCAUUACUUGAAAUUUCACUUUUCGACAUUGGAGUUGGUUUUGAAAGUCUUGCAACAGGUGUCGAUGCUGCCAGAGGUGUGAAAUUUAACUCUCUCGAACAACUAGUUCAAAAUUAUUCGAAUGAAAAAUUGAGAGAUUUGGUGAAUGAACAACUCUUCAAGAAUGCACAAGAUGUGUACCAGAAAGAAGAAAUUGGAUGGAAAUGGAUGGAAUUUUCAGCCACUUGUUCUGUUCCAUCCAAACUUGUAAAAUUUUUAGAAGAUGAAAAGGAUGGAGUGUUUAGUGUCAUUAAGAAUCAAGCACUCAGCAUGUUUAGAGGAUCUGAUGAAGGAAUGAUCAUUAGUGAACUCUCGAAAUUAUCCUUGGCAGAUCAACAACAGCAACAUCAACAACAACAACAAUCGAAUCAGACCUCUGACAAUAAUAAUGCCUCCAAACAAGAGGCACAACUAUUCAAACCCAAUCUUGCUGAUAUGGAAAUGUCACUCACUCAUUUCAAUGGAAAAGUCACUUACAAAGUCACGAAUUGGUUCCAAAAAGCAUUGUUACCUUCAGAUUCCAUGUCCACACAUACCAAAGAAUUUCUCUCAAAAUCUUCCAAGAAUUCCAUUGUUCAAAGCAUUUACACCACUCUCUUAACUAGUCAGCAUCAUGAUACCAAGUCUACUGGCGUUCAAUUUGUCAUGGAUGUCCAUCGAGAAAAUUUAGAGAAACAAUUGGAGCAAUUGAAGCACACGGAAAUGCAUGUCAUUUAUUGCUUACGAACAUCAGCAUCGUCCUUGAACGAAAAAUUAAUUUUGAAACAAUUAAGAAAUUAUUCCAUUAAUGACAUGAUUCGAUUGGCAAGAAAGAGUUUUGCUUCCAAAAUUCCAUAUUCACAAUUUGUGAAAAGAUUUUGCGCACCAAGUGGUAUGAGUGGUGACUUGAAACAAGCUGCUAAAAAGUUAUUGGAAGAGCACAAAUGGUCUGAAAAUACUGAUUUCAAACUUGGAAAGACCAUGGUUUUUCUCAAACCAGCACAUGAGUCAUUGUUGUAUUCACACUUUUCGAAUUUACGUCAAUAA
Molecule: messenger RNA, 2799 nt
Organism: Naegleria lovaniensis
Lineage: Eukaryota; Heterolobosea; Eutetramitea; Acrasida; Naegleriidae
Exons: 1
Coding region: 1-2799 (932 amino acids)
Biological process (GO): actin filament organization; vesicle transport along actin filament
Cellular component (GO): cytoplasm; vesicle; actin cytoskeleton
Molecular function (GO): microfilament motor activity; ATP binding; actin filament binding
Source: RefSeq, a predicted model, not a curated record